Molecule: messenger RNA, 4584 nt
Organism: Toxorhynchites rutilus septentrionalis
Lineage: Eukaryota; Metazoa; Arthropoda; Insecta; Diptera; Culicidae
Gene: chp
Product: chaoptin
Exons: 9
Coding region: 291-4256 (1321 amino acids)
Molecular function (GO): protein binding
Source: RefSeq, a predicted model, not a curated record
GCAUUGAAUCCCGCUUAUUAGUUCGCCGAGUGUCGUAGCCAAUGGUUCGGUUCAGUCCAGAUCUUCUACGGGUUCCCGGGUUCGUCUGGUGUUACUAGUUCUGAAACGGUCGUUUUAUAUCACUGUGUGGAUUUUUGAUGGUUUUACCUGGGAAAUACUGAAAUCAGUGCUCGUGAAUUUUGGAUUUCCAUAAAUUGUGAUUCUGAGUGGAUAACAAUUGCAAUUGCUCGGGAAAAAGUUCAGUAGCCAACCGACCCAUCGGAGUGAGCAGAAAGCUGGUGGUGUUCAAAAUGCCUCGGAGCAAUCCGGGUAUCGAGUACCUUUUCAAACUCGGCUAUACACUGGUGUUCGUGACGAUCGGGCUUAUGAUAUGGGCGUCACUAGUAGAAACUCGGGAGUUCGAUGUUUCCCGCCAUCCGCCAUGUGCCUUCAACGCACUUUGCACCUGCUCAAAGACUGCCCCCGAUCUGGGAGUGGUGGACUGCCGUCACGUAUCGUUCCCAGCGAUUCCGCGAGUGAUAAACAACUCGAAAUUGUUCAUGCUACACAUGGAUGACACCGGACUGCUUGAUAUAGAACCGUAUUUCUUUCAAGCCACCGGUCUGUAUAGACUGGACAUAUCGAACAAUCCUAUCACGGAAAUCCCGGAUGAAGCGUUCUUCGGCCUGGAACGGUCUCUAUGGGAGUUGAUACUUCAGAACAACCAGCUGAUAGAAGUUCCCUCGAGAGCGAUUCGGCAUCUGGCAAAACUUCGAAUGCUCAAUUUACGUGGAAAUGAUAUCUCUGCCAUCGAGUCGGGUGCCUUCAGAGGCCUGGACAAAUCGCUUCAAACGCUGAUUCUAGCCGAUAACUCGAUCUCGCAGAUUGCCUACAGCAGCGUAAGCGGUUUACCCAAUCUGGAAACAAUAGAUCUUAGCGGGAAUAACCUGAUCCAAGUAGAUCCUGCUGCGUUCAAAGAUGGGCUUAACAAACUAUCGAAAGUUUAUCUUGGCAACAAUCUUCUCACACAAAUUCCGUACAGUGCCCUUCAACCGCUGAGCAUGCUGCGUGUGCUCGACCUUGCCAACAAUCAUAUCAAGAACUUUGGAUCAACUGAAACAAACGCCAACUACAAGUUAACUCUAGACGUAUUUCAGUUGCAGUACAAUUCGAUCAGUGAAGUACCCUCGAACUCGUUCACUUUUUUCGAUACUAUUAACUCCACAUUUCUCGACGGAAAUCCGAUAAAUCAUAUCGAAGACAACGCUUUCCGACAGGCAAAAAUGCGAGAACUGUACAUUCGUCACUGCGGGCUGGACACCAUCUCUCCACAGGCAUUCUCGGGACUCGAAAGCUCGUUGAAAAUCCUUGAUCUCUCUGGGAACAAUAUCACCCAUUUAUCGAAUACUUUGUUCAACGGUUUCGAUAACUUAAGAUUCUUCAACCUCAAGGACAAUGUUAUCAAGCAGGUUGAUCGUAAUGCGUCCCCAUUCACGAAUCUAAAUUUGUACAGGCUAGACACCACAGGCAAUCAGAACCAGCCUGUCACUCUGGAGCAUUUAUCAAAAAUGAAAAGCCUUCGCUCCCUAGCUACAUCAUUCAUGCCUUCGGUUCAACUCGGCCCGGACGAUUUCACCAACUUUAGCCAAGAGCUCGAAGAACUGAAGAUAACACGCGCCAGUUUGAAAGUCCUAAACAACCAUGCCUUCAUCAAUCUACGCGGUCUGAAACGGUUGGACCUCAGCGAGAACCGCAUCGACAAAAUCGAAGCGAAUGCUUUUACAGAAAUAGGACAUUCGCUGGUCUCCCUCCGAAUAUCGCACGGCUUCAGCUCACAGAUGCAGCAAAUCCCGCACGAAUCAUUCCGGCAACUGACCUCGCUGGAAGCGCUAGAUCUCAGCAACAACAAACUGAAAUCGCUAGCGGAUAACAGCUUGCACUUCAUGAAGAAUCUCGUCAGUCUGGAGCUGCACGACAACCAGAUCGAAAAACUCCAGAAAGGCAUUCUGCAAGCCGACAUACACACCAAGCUGGCGCUGGUAUCGUUCAGGUACAACAAUCUCAAACAAAUACCGUCCCAUUCCUUCGUGGAUCUGGGGGAACUUAAUACGCUCUAUUUGGACGACAAUCGGAUCGAAACGAUCGAAAAGCGAGCGUUUAUGAACCUGGACCAUCUCAAGCUGUUGAAUUUGCGGGGAAACAAGCUGCACAAAAUCGCUGCGGAAGCUUUCCAGAAUCUUCCAGAGCUCGAGAAACUUGAUCUGGCUUACAAUGUGCUAGAUUCCUUCGAAUUCGAUUAUUUCGACCAGGUUGGUUCACUGACCUCGUUGGAAGUAGACGUAAGCCAUAAUCGGAUUAGAGCGCUUGGAGAAACGUUCGAGGUGCCCGUUAACGACUCAUCAGCAGCCGUGCCGAACCACGUGUACAAUGACCGGGACUACAUGUUUUCGCAUGUCAACAUAAAAACACUGGACAUGUCUAGCAACAACAUUACCAAAAUAGCCAGCGGCUAUUUCAAACCGGUCGAGAUGUCGCUGAUGAAACUAUCACUUGCGUCAAAUCAGCUUUUCAACGCAAGCCGCGAUGUGUUUGGAAAUAUGCCCCAUUUGCAAUGGUUGGAUCUGGAGUAUAAUCGGAUUAGCGAAAUGGAUUAUGAUACGUUCAAGUAUACCAGAAAAAUACAGGUGCUCAAAUUAUCCCACAACAUGAUUUCGGAUAUUCCCAUGGAUCUGUUCCGUAACAUGCCGGCCCUUCGGAUACUGGAAAUGGCUCAUAAUAAUCUAAAAUAUUUACCAGACAGUCUAGUGUUCGAAGAAGGCUUAGAGCGUUUGGAUUUAUCUCACAAUCAGUUCACUAAAAUACCUGUUACUUCACUAUCAAACUUGGCCGCACUUGCCUUGUGCGAACUUGAUUUGAGUCACAACCACAUUGGAGCAAUUCAUAGCGUUGAUUUAUCCAACAAAUUCAGAUCUUUGUCGGUUCUGGACCUAUCCAAUAACAGAUUAGUUAGACUUGAAGAUGCUGCAUUUGCGACUCUACCACGGCUCUCGUGGCUAGACCUGUCCCAUAACGACGAACUAGAGGUCAUGGGUAAAGCAUUUAUCGGUCUUGAAAAAAGUCUCAUUGAGCUCCGCCUAUCGAAUGUUUCUCUGAAUACGGUUCCAGAGUUGAGCAAUCCUUCACUUCGCAUUCUGAAAAUUUCACACAACGAUCUGCCAUCGAUUCCAGCUGAACUGGCUACCAAUAUGGCUUCACUGAGAGAACUUGACCUGUCUGAAAAUGAUCUGACACAUGUACCAAUAAUCACGCACUCCUUACCGAACUUGAAAUCCUUAUCUCUCGCUGGAAAUCCUAUAACACUGAUGACUAACACCAGUUUGCUCGGAGUAGCAGACUCGUUGGAACACCUUGAUAUUGCUAACCUAAAUUUAAAUGGGUUCGAAAAUGGUGUACUUAACAAAUUACACUUCCUAAGAACACUACGAAUCUCAUCAUAUCCUCAUAUACCCAGCUUCAACAUUCCAAAAAUUCUGGAGAGCGCACAUAACCUACGUGAACUAUGGAUACAGGCUCCUAAGUCGUUUGAACCAUUUGACCAUUCUUCGAAACCGGUAUCAGCAGUUCCCAGCGAUUUACGUGGAGAAAUGGAUGGUCUUUUGCCGCGAAAGCUGAAAAGCAUCACAUUCGGAGGCUUCGGCUUCAAUCGUCUCGCCGACAAUAUCCUGCAGGGUAUUCAAUCCGCUGAUUUGCACGUUUCGUUCUUCAAUACUUCUCUUGCGGGUCUGCCGACUGAUUUGUUCAAAAACAUGGGAAAAUUUGUACGGAAUAUCUCUCUGGAUCUGGAGUAUAACAACCGUUUGUUGAAGUCUGUUCCCAACCCGAACACGGCUCAUUACUUACACUUACCGGAAAAUAUGUUUCUAACGGAUUUGCGAAUCUCGGGAAACUCAUUGGUUUGCGAUUGUGAAUUAGGUUGGGUCGAGUUUUGGCAACGCAAACGGCGCCAGUACAUGUGUCCCGCCCAACCAUGGAUAGAAAACAGCAGUUUCAAUAGCUACUUCCGGAAUCACGUUCCGUCGAUGAUGUCGCAAACGAGUGACGAUUGCGAGCAAUCGGCGGAUAAUCUACGCGAAGCUACCUGCAGCAAUAAGAAGAACGAAAAUUUGUUGGAGGUACUGAAAACGGAACUUGAAUGCGGCUGGGGAAGCGGCGCUACACGACUGCGUAUCGUGCCAGCGAUAGCGUUCGUGUCUGUGUUUGUAGUAGCACUGAUCUGACUUAUGCGACACCUGUUCAAGAUGUACAGUGAGUUCUACGAUUACCUCGAGCAGCUGUACAGCGAUAGAAGCACGAUGAACGGAACGGCUGCCGCCGUGUCGUGUGCCGACGAUUAUGGUAGUGAAUUCGAUCUUGAGUUGGAUGAUUUUUAGAAGCUGUUAUUCUUGUUUGUCUUUUGUUGUUUGCAGUGUGACAAUUAUAAUUUGUUCAAAUUUUAUAACACGUGGCUCAAGUCUUUAGCUUUUUUGAUAAGCGUUACAAUGCCAUUUUGUGAAUUCAACGUGCCAAAUCGUUUAUAAUAAUAUAAUAAAAAGUUAAUGAAAAUCA